CUAAAUUGAAAUAAAUUCACUCCAGCUCCUCCCCCGCCGCCGCCCUCCCCUGCCUCGCCUCCUCGCUCCUCCGCCACCUCUCGUGCGCCCGCCCUUCCAUCCAUCCCGAGGCCUCCACCUCCCUCCCUGGUCUGCUGGCCCCCUGCUCCCCACCUUUGCUACGACGUUACCAUGGAGGACAUGGAGCCCAAGAACGCCGCAACCGGCCCCACCUUCGCCCCCCCGCUCUUCUCCUUCUCCAACCCCGGCGGCGCCUCUUUCGGCUUCGGUUUCGGGUUCGACUCCGGCGCUCCUCCGCCGCCCCCGCCGCCUGCCGUUGAGGUCCUUCUCUCCGAGGAAUCGCCCGUCGCAGUCGCCAGCUUGGAGCCGGUGAUGGUCGAUGACUCCCUGUCGAUUUAUAAGGGGAGAGUGAGUACAGCUGAUGUUUUUGCGGUAAAAAACUCUGAUUUGGUCCCAGGAAAAUAUGAAGGUGGGUUGAAGCUGUGGGAAGGUUCAUUAGACUUGGUGAAGACCCUAAAUUCUGAGAUCAAAGGCGAUAGAUUGCUUCUAGAAGGCAAACGUGUAUUAGAGCUUGGAUGUGGACAUGGCCUCCCUGGCAUCUUUGCAGGUCUUAAGGGUGCUGGCCUGAUUCAUUUCCAAGAUUUCAAUGCUGAGGUGCUUAAGUGCCUCACCAUACCAAAUGUAAAAGUGAAUCUUUUCAAGGAGACAUCUGAAGGAACAUGCACAUCUAGUAGUGUUGGUUUCUUUGCUGGUGAUUGGAGUGAAAUGGAUAAGCUGCUUCUUUGUGGGGAUGCUGAGAAAGACAAAACAACUGGUGGUGAUACAGAAGAUAAAACGUAUAAUGGCUAUGAUAUCAUACUGAUGGCUGAGACUAUCUAUGCAUUAUCUUCUCUUCCAAAUCUCUACAGGCUCAUCAAGAAGUGCUUGCACUACUCUGGGGGUGUGGUUUACAUGGCAGGGAAAAAGCAUUACUUUGGAGUAGGUGGUGGCACAAGGCAGUUUCUACGCUUGGUUGAAGAAGAUGGCGCCAUGCAACCUGAGCUGCUGAAUGAUGUUGCUGAUGGAUCAUCCAAUGUUAGGGAGGUUUGGAAAUUCUCAUUCAAAUAGAUUAGCACUGUCUUUGUGAUUGUUGGAGAAACUAAAAACAUGUAUUGUACUCCAUAUUGGUAGAGAGGCAGGUCUUUGUUCAGGUGUUCCCUGAUUCUGGCAAUGUACCUGUGUCUGUUUCAAAAGUUGAUAUUUUCUUUUGGAGUCUUGAAGAUUCAUAAAAGUGCUUUACCUCCCGAUUAUACGUUUUGAAAACUCAUGUAGCCUUUCAUCUAAAACCACGAAUUCUCCAUUAUCUUCUCACGUAUCCUCUCAUAUUUCCUCCGACAUAGGUAGCUCCCUUCUAGAUUAAUAGUAGAACUUUCCAUUGAGCAUCAUUGCAAAGAUUCCUGAUAAUUCCAAUGGCAGACACAACUGAUUGAGUACAUGUGACAAGUCAAAAAAAAAAAAGGGUGCAAGGACAAUAUUCUACCCCGAUGCUUCACCUUUCCACUUUGUUAGUAAUAGUAACUUGUAUUCUCUAGAGGUCCUAUGUAAGAAUAUAUACAUAUGUACAAGUGACAAUAUGCAAGAAAUCCCUUAUAGUCUAGGGAUAUUAUAUAAAACAUUAUAUAUCUCUAGCACCCUUCUCAAACUCAUAGCGGAUCAAGCACACUGAGUUUGGAGAGAUAGAACAUGCGCUGAGCUGUACUCUGUGCCUUUGUUAAGAAAUCAGCUAACUGAAGCUCGGAAGGAACAUACUAAAGAGCAAUCACCUCAUCCUAUACCUGCGUCCGUGUGUAAGAAACAUCAACACCAAUACCGAUAGUGAGUGCAUGUAGACCUCCUCACGCAACUCACCAUUAAGAAAGGCAUUCUUGACAUCAAGUUAGGAGAUAGACCACUUACGCAUAGAAGCAACAACAAGAAGAGUGCGCACUGUAGUGUGGGUCAGCAGAGCAAAAGUCUUAUCAUAGUCACGACCAUGCUCCUGUUAGAAAUCACGGGCAACAAGACAAGCCUUAUAACGCUCAAGAGAACCAUCAAAGCGAGUUUUAACCUUAUAGACUUAUUUGCACGUGAUAGGGCAAACAUGUGGGGGAAGCAGAUCAAGAUCCCACGUGCCAGUGCGCUCAAGAGCAGCAAGCUCCUCAACCAUCGCAUGCCGCCAUUCCUGAUGAAUAACAGCCUCAUGAUAAGAAGAUGGCUAACCAGGAACAACAAACGAUUAGGAGGUUGAAUUGAUUGGUGAUCACGAAGAGAAUACCGAGAGGAAGGAACUUAAUCAUCAGAAGGAGAUGACUCAUCAAAAAGUGGCUCAGCGGGAUGUGAGACAACACGGAAACGACGAGUAUAGUGGAAAAGAAAAGGCCUAACCAGACAGAAGUAGUAGGAGCAUGAGACGAGGAUGCCAAAGGCGUGGAAGACACCUAAGUAGGCACAACAGGAGAGGGCACCAAUGGUGUCCGAGGAAGUGAAGAAGAAACAAGUGUGGCAGGAAAAGUGAGAAAGGGUAGAGGCUCGACCAAGGAUGUUGAAGUAAUGGAAGGUAUGGGACGAGGAUAAAAGGAACGAGACUCAUCAAAAGUAACAUCCCAAGAAAUACGCAUUCGGCGAGCAACAGUGUCCCAACACCUAUAACCUUUAUGCUUAGCAUUGUAGCCAAGAAAGAUACACUUAACAGAUUGAGUAGUUAGUUUGGUACGUUCACGCGACGCGAGAAGAACGUAACAAACACAACAAAAAAGACGAAGAGCGGAGUAGUCAGGAAGGCGUCCACAUAGACGCUCGAGAGGAAUCCCACCCUUGAGAGCAGAAGAGGGUUGGAUAUUGACCAAGUAUGUGGCAAGGGAGACCGCUUCAGCCCCAAAAUAAGGUGGAACAGAAGAGGCAAGUAUAAGCACAUGAGCAGUCUCAAGGAGAUGACGAUGCUUGCGCUCAGCAACACCAUUCUGAGCAUGAGCUCCAGGGCAAGAGAACUGAGACAACGUACCCUAUUCAGCAAGAAAGGAACGAAGAUGCCCAGACAAAAAUUUACCAACAGAGUCAAUACGAAAGACAUGAAUAGGAGUGUCAAACGGAGUGCGAAUCAUAGUAGCAAAAGACUUAUAUAUAGAUAACAUCUCGCUACGAGAAGACAUGAAAUAAAUCUAAGUGUGACGAGAGAAAUCAUCUAUAAAGAUAAUAUAGUAGCUAUAACCCCCGUUCGAAACGAAGAGAGUUAGACCCCAUACAUUUGAAUGAACAAUGUCAAAAGGACGUUGAAACACUAACUCACUAUGAGGAUAAGAAUGCUGAAUCUGUUUGCCAAGCUUAUAACUUUGACAAUCUAAGGACGUAUCUCUUGAAACAGACCCUAAAAGACCACGACGAACUAAUGAAGACAGACGUGACCCACAAAUAUGACCUAUACGAUAAUACCACUGCUGGAAGAAGCCAGUAGUCGAGGAAGCAGAAAGCCGACAGCGGCAGUGGAAGGAAGACGAAACCAGUCAAGCUCCCAUAGAUGCUGAGAAUCAUGGCGCCUGGGGCCAGUACUAAUCAGAGCACCUGUGCAACGAUUCUAAACACAGUAAGAGUCAGAAUCUAGGAUAACACGACAACCAUAGUCAGUAAAUUGACCAGCUGACAUGAACUGCAUGGUGAGUUGGGGAACAUGAGCAACAGAGGGGACACUAAAAGAAGUGCUAAGAGUGCCUCAGCCAGCAAUAGAAAGGGAAGUACCAUCAACGGUAACAAUAUAAAUAGGAGAAACAAGAGGAUGAAGCGAUGACAGACUGGAAGAAUCAGAAGUCAUAUGAAAAGAUGCUCUUGAGUUAAGAAUCCAAGGUGAAGUACUUGACUGUGUAGAAGGUGGUGUCUCAGUGACAGAAGAGAGAGUAGCAGAACCAGCAGAACCUGUCAGUACAGAGCUAGAGGUAGCAACCAGGCGACAAAGCAGUGUCACAAUCUCCUAUAGAGUGUCGGUCGAAGAGGUAGUCGAGGAGGUAGCUGAGGUGGAAGCACCAGAGGAACGUCGAAGAUGCUUCUUCUUCCGGUAGCAGUUCGCCUCGACAUGUCCCUCCUUGCUACAGUAGGCGCAGCGAGGGCAACCACCACCACCGAAGUGGGCACAGGUAGUGAAGGAGUCGCAUGAGCAACAAACAACAGUGUAGUCAAAGACGUAGGGCCAACAAGUGGACCUGCAGAGAGCCUCCUCUGAGCGCAGCUCCGUAAGAGCCCCUACAAGCGUGACACGAGGAUGUCAAGCAAGCAGUUGAACCCUACACUGCUCAAACUCUGGAUGAACGUGAGUUAGUAACUCGUAGAUGCGUCGAAAGUCACGCUCAGCUUGUAGAUCCAAGCAGCACUGACAAGAGUGGCAACCAGCAACAGAAAGAGAGUCCAACUGAUGCCACACAUCUGUCAUCUGAGCAUAAAAAGCAUCAAUUGUGGCAUCACCCUGCUGAAGAGACUGCUCCUGACAAACAACAGACAGAUAGAGAGCAUCCCCUGACGGCUCAUAGGUUUGACGAAGAUGAGCCCACAUCUAAAAGGAAGUAGAGAAUCUAACAAUCUCAUAAGAAAACCUAUGCUCCAUACUAGCAAUCAGAAUAGACGUCGCACGAGCACCAUCAUCCAUCCACUGAGCAAUGUCAGACAAUCGGUCACGGUACAGCUCCAAAGCUUCUGAAUAGGCGGAGACAGCCUUCUCAUAAGCAGCUGUGGCGAUAUCAAUAGCUGUCUUGCCUCCUUUGUCAACAGUCGACUGCACGGGCUCCGUCGAAGGCUCCAGGGAAGGCAUACAAGGAACAUCACCACAAAGAACACCACAAAGACGAAGGCCGCGCAUGUGAACGCGCAUAUGUUGCACGAAGUCCUGAUAAUUAGCACCAUCAAAUAUCACCGAGCACCGAGGAACUGAAACGGUGUUCGACGACAUCCUGAAGAGGUGACGAAUGACGGCAAGAGCGCAAAGGAGAAGCGGCGGUCGACGGCGGGAGUGUAAAGGUAGCGGUGAGCAACAGCAAGUAGCAACGAACGACGACAAAAGCGCAAAGAAAAGCGGCAAGCGACGGCGAGAGCGCAAAGAAAGCGGUGAGCUGUUGCCCUUUUUUUUUUAAUCUCAAACAAAAAAAUGAGUCACUUCAGUUCACAGCCACACGGACCGAGCGAAACGCAGAGGUAGACAGACACCAAUCGAGCAGCGCCGGCCGAGCAGGCAGCUGGCGAAGGAGUUUGGCGAGGAGGCGGUGGCAGCUGGCGAAGGAGUCCGGUGUGGAUGCGGCGGCGGUCGGUCAAGCAGCUGACGAAGGAGUCUGGCGAGGAGGUAGUGCCACGAGAUCUGGUGUGCGUUGGCGAAGUCCGGCAUGGAGGCGGACAGGGUCGGGCGAGCAGAAGCAAGUGGCCCGUCAACACAUGCAGUGGUAGAGCCGGUGCUAGGGUAGAUCCGGUCGUUGCAGCGGUCGACGAGACUCAGGAGGGAGGCGACACACGGCGCGUUCGGCAGGCGGGAGGCACGUGGAGCACCGGCCGAGCAGGAGGGAGGCGGCGCACGCCUGGCGGAAGACAGAAGCAUGGGAUCAGGGCAAUCCGAUCGGGAGAACGACGGAUCCGGCCGGGGAGAGGACGGAUCCAGCCAGGGGAAGAUCGGAUCGGGAGGGGUAGAAGUCGAAUCUGAUGAGCACUGUAGAUGAACAGUCACCGAAAGACGUGUGAAGUUGCAACACGUGGAGAGAGGAACCCAAACCCUAAAUUUUGACUCUGUAUACCAUAUUAGGAAUAACAACUUGUAUUCCUUAGAGACUCUGGGCUAGAAUAUAUACACAUGUACUAAUGACAAUAUACAAGAAGCCCCUUAUAAUCUGGGGAUACACAAAGUAAUAUAUACCUCUAACACACUUUACACAUGAAAUGAUACACCAUGCCGUCAUGGGGUCAUGGCAACCAACAAUGUUUUUAAGUAAAUAGUUGAGGAUGUACUCCAACAGCUAGAUGCGGAUGGGGAGAGGUGUGAAUGAAGAAGGGACAUGGAUGUGAAAGGAUGUCUAGACCCAUGUGAUGCAAGGAAUCCAGCAUUAGGGCUAGCUUUGUCCCUUUCUCCACGUUUCAAUGCUUCUAAUCCAUCAACAUGGUACCAUUUUGAGGGUCAUUCCAUGUGCCUACUGUUCUUGUCCUCUGUGAUCUGUAUCCUCCUUGUAGUGUCUAUAUCUCUUGCCUUGCAGCUUUUCCAGUGACCUGCAAUGAUGAGCUUCCAGGACACCGUCGUCGGCAGAGGCAGCCGGAUGACCAGCUUAUUCCACUACCAGAGGCUGGAAUGUAGGGACGAUGGGGCCGCCCCGAGGCCCUGGUGGCGGUGGCUGCCGGCCCUGAACGGUAAGGCGGCUUCCCCCUGUUUCUUCCAUGUCAAGAAGCUGAAAUGGAGCAGGAUCACCUCAGCCCUCCUGCCAAGGAAGAUUGCUGAGUUCUCUGCCAAGAUCUGCCGCACCAGCACCGCAACAGAGGCUGACAUUUGCCCAACCGUCAUCUUCAUGUCUCCAUGGGGCCUCCCGGUGUUCUCCCGGCCACUCUUGGCCUGUAACAAGAGCAGGAUCCCCAUGGAAGGGAUUCCUUCUGAGAAGCAGGUAUCAUCUUCUGGGAAGCUCUUCAGGCGUGAUCUCCGUUCCUGGUGAUGAUAUGUAUGUUUGUAUUAUAUAUUGGUGAGCUAGUGCCUAAUUGAUCCUGUAGGUUGAGUAAAAUUUUCUGAUGUCUUCAUGUUCGUGUUGUUCUGCCAGUAGGAUCUGAGCAUAGAUCUGCUGUUUCAUCCUGGUCAGAGCAUCGGAUCUUGUGUGAAAACUAAGUGCAACCCCAAGUUAA
Molecule: messenger RNA, 6861 nt
Organism: Phragmites australis (common reed)
Lineage: Eukaryota; Viridiplantae; Streptophyta; Magnoliopsida; Poales; Poaceae
Exons: 8
Coding region: 172-1107 (311 amino acids)
Source: RefSeq, a predicted model, not a curated record